AUGUCCCACAGGAAGUUCGAAGCUCCCCGCCACGGGUCUCUGGCAUUCUUGCCGCGAAAGCGCGCUGCCCGUCACCGGGGUAAGGUGAAGAGCUUCCCUAAGGAUGACCCCAAGAAGCCCGUUCACCUGACGGCCGCCAUGGGCUACAAGGCCGGUAUGACCACAAUCGUCCGCGACCUUGACCGUCCUGGUGCGAAGUUGCACAAGAAGGAGAUUGUCGAGGCCUGCACAGUCAUCGAGACUCCUCCUAUGAUCGCUGUCGGUCUUGUCGGCUACAUCGAGACCCCCCGCGGUCUUCGCUCGCUCACCACCGUCUGGGCCGAGCACUUGAGCGACGAGGUCAAGCGCCGAUUCUACCGCAACUGGUACAAGAGCAAGAAGAAGGCCUUCACCAAGUACGCCAAGAAGCACUCUGAGGAGAGCGGUGCCUCCAUCACCCGCGAGCUCGAGCGCAUGAAGAAGUACUGCACCGUCGUCCGCGUUCUCGCCCACACCCAGAUCCACAAGACCCCUCUCAAGCAGAAGAAGGCCCACCUUAUGGAGAUCCAGGUCAACGGUGGCAGCAUUGCCGACAAGGUCUCCUACGGUCACGGUCUGUUCGAGAAGCCAAUUGAGAUCAGCUCCAUCUUCGAGGACAACGAGAUGAUCGACGUUAUCGCCGUCACCAAGGGUCACGGAUACAACGGUGUCACCUCCCGUUGGGGCACCAAGAAGCUCCCGCGUAAGACACACAAGGGUCUCCGUAAGGUCGCCUGUAUCGGUGCCUGGCAUCCUGCCCACGUCCAAUGGACUGUUGCCCGUGCUGGUCAGAUGGGUUACCACCACCGUACCUCUGUCAACCACAAGAUCUACCGUAUCGGUAAGGCUGACGACGAGGGUAACGCCUCAACUGACUUCGAUGUCUCCAAGAAGCGCAUCACACCCAUGGGUGGCUUCGUCCGCUACGGUGAGGUCAAGAACGACUUCGUUCUCCUCAAGGGUAACUGCCCUGGUGUCAAGAAGCGCGUCAUGACCCUGCGCAAGUCCAUGUUCACCCACACCAGCAGGAGGGCGCUGGAGAAGGUCGAGCUCAAGUGGAUCGACACCUCUUCCAAGUUCGGUCACGGUGCUUACCAGACACCGGCAGAGAAGAGGCAAUACGAGGGUGUCCUCAAGAAGGACCUCCAGACUUCGUCUUAG
Alternaria burnsii is the source of this 1179-nucleotide messenger RNA. RefSeq names its product 60s ribosomal protein l3. Bases 1 to 1179 code for a protein of 392 amino acids. Gene Ontology annotation, molecular function: RNA binding; structural constituent of ribosome. Gene Ontology annotation, cellular component: ribosome; cytosolic large ribosomal subunit. The transcript is spliced from 4 exons. The record is from RefSeq and is a predicted model, not a curated record. Lineage: Eukaryota; Fungi; Ascomycota; Dothideomycetes; Pleosporales; Pleosporaceae. Gene Ontology annotation, biological process: ribosomal large subunit assembly; translation.